Adineta steineri is the source of this 759-nucleotide messenger RNA. NCBI's taxonomy places the organism in Eukaryota, Metazoa, Rotifera, Eurotatoria, Adinetida, Adinetidae. The record is from the annotation of a GenBank genome assembly.
AUGUUAAUAUCAAUGAAUGUUCGAUCAAUAUUGGGUGAUUUGUAUGAUCAGUCUUUUGAUUCAUCAUGGUGUAUUUUUUCAGGAUAUUUAGCUUCUGUGAUGCUUGGUAUGUUGUACAUGACCUUUGUAAAUCAGGCAUUCUAUCGUCUAAUUCGAAUUGUUUAUUCUCAAAAUAGACGAUUUCAAUCUUUAAAAUUAUAUAUAAUGUUACCAGUUAUAGAAAUAAUAAUCCUAACAUGUAUUCUUCUAUGUGUUCUUAUACCUUUGAAUGGUGUAACAUAUUUACCAAAUGAUCACUUUUGUUGUCCAACAUUCACAAAUAUUCCUACUAUUCUUUCGACAGCAUUUGUUGCUUAUGUAUGUCCAUUUUGUUGUUUAAUAUUUAUUUAUAUGCGUAUAACAAGAUUUAUUCAUCAACAAGGAAAUAUUCAAACAUUAGUAAUCAAACAAAGACAAGCUCGAGAUUUGCUUAUUAUUCGACGUAUUUUAAUUAUUGUUAGUUUUUUACUUAUUCUUGGAAUACCUGGAAUGACUCUUAUAUUAAUGUUUGUAAUAACAGGUGAAGAGAAUCCACUACUUGUUCGAAUUACAUAUUUUCCAAUUAGCGUCUCCCAAGCAGGACUGAGUAUUGCAUUACUUUUUUCUAUUCCACAACUAAAAAAUAUUGUUCUAAACUUACGAAAGACAACCACAGUGACGCCUGCGAAUCAAGUCGUGCAAGGCACAAUACAAAUGAACACAAUUGCUGGUACUCAAUAA